Cyclopterus lumpus (lumpfish) is the source of this 2788-nucleotide messenger RNA. RefSeq names its product centrosomal protein of 164 kDa-like. Bases 135 to 2579 code for a protein of 814 amino acids. NCBI's taxonomy places the organism in Eukaryota, Metazoa, Chordata, Actinopteri, Perciformes, Cyclopteridae. The record is from RefSeq and is a predicted model, not a curated record. The transcript is spliced from 17 exons.
GGAAGGAGGAGAGGGAGAGGGUCGAGAGAGAGGAGAGGAGCCUGAGAGAAAGGAAGGAGGAGAGGGAGAGGGCCGAGAUAGAGGAGAGGAGCCUGAGGGAAAGGAAGGAGGAGAGGGGGAAUGCGGAUCGAGAUAUGGAGGAGGAGAGGCGGUACACGGUGAAAGAGAAGAAGAGUAGAGGCCUUCUCCUCCAAGAGGAGCUGAGAAGAGAAGAGGAGGAAGAGGAGAGGAAGCUGAAGGAGGAGAGCGACGAAAGACAGAGGGCUCUGCGGCAGCGUCUCCUGUCGGAGAGGAGCGAGGAGGAGGCCAAGCUGAAGGAGGAGGCCGACAGGACGCUGGAGGAGCUCAGAGAGUCCGCCCAGCAAGAGAGGAAGAGGCAGCAACACCGACUCAGGGAGGAGAGCGAGGAGGCGCUCAAGGAGCUCGGCGUCGCCCUCGAGGAAGAGCGAGCGGCGGAGCGCGGCCGGCUGGAGGCCCGGAAGAGGCAGGACUCGGAGCGCCUGAAGGCGGAGUCGGAGUCGGAGCUGCAAGCGGAGAGGCGGAGACUCCAGGGAGAGAGGGAGGAGCGACUGAACUCUCUGAAACACGAGGUCAAAAUCACAGAGAGGAGGAGGGAACCCAUGAGUCCACGACCUGAACAGCAACUGGCAGAGUACCACCGAGAGCUGGCGGAUGUUCUCCAGGAAGUGCGGGAGGAAGUGCAGCGUGACCACGAGAGGAAGCUGGAGCAGCUGAGGGAGGACCACAGGAGAGAGAUGAACAGCAUCAGGGAGAAAUACCUCGAUGAGGAGACGGCUCAGAGGGCGCGCCUGCUUUCCACUCUGCAGGAGGAAAGAGAGUAUCUCCAGGCCUCGCAUGCGGUCCAGCUGGAGAAGCUCCGCACGCAGCUCAACGCACAGAUACAAAAGACGGAGCUGACGCACACGCGCCAGGAGUCCGAACUGGAGGAUCUGGCCGAUCAGAUGGAGCUGAGAGCCAAAGAGCUGAGGGGCCAGGAGGCCAUGCUGCAGACCAAGGCGGCAGAUCUAAAGAGGAGGAGGAAGAAGCUUGGGGAGGAAGAGGAGGAUGUGGACAGACAGAUAGAGACCUUACCCCGGCUGAUCCGGGAGAGGGAGCAGCUGACGGAGGAGCUGGAGAGGACGAGAGAGGAGAAGCGUCAAGCCAGAGAACUCGUGCAGCGAGCGAGGGAGGAGAGGAGUGAGGCCAAGGAGGAGGAGGAGAGGCUGAGGGGGGAGAGGGACAAAGCCAGGGAAGAGAGCAGGAGGGCGAAGGAGGACAAGGCGCGACUGGAGAGCAAGGUGGCGCUGCUGCAGGAGAGAUGCGACCACCUCGGCCGCAGAGUCGGCGAGCUGGAACAAAGCGAAGGAGCGAGCGCCUCCGCCAGACCAGAACCGAAACAGGACAAGAAGAAGGCCGAGGUGACGGCGCCCUCUGGUGACAGGAGGGACUCAUCGCUGCGCGUGGAAGACCUGGACGACCCGCCGCUCUCCCCUGUACCUGACAGCCAGAGCAGCAUGGACGAGUUCCGACAAUACAUCUCUUCACACGGCGCGUCCAUCCAGAAAACCAAACUCUUCCUGGAAAAGGAGAGCAGCCGGCUGACGGAGAGACAGGCAGUUCUGCGGGCGGCCCAGACCGGCUCCUCCCAGGACCCCGACCAGGACGGAGGGGUGACCGAGGAGAUGAUGAGAACCCUCCAGCAGGAGGCCAGAAACGUGGUGGAGCUGCAGCGGACGGUUCAGAGAGGAAACGCUCUCCUGCGGAGGAAAGAGGAGCAACUCCUGCAGCUAGAGAGCUCGAUGGCUGAAGAGCCGUUUAUUGAGGAUCAGUCUCGGCUGGCAGGAGAGAGGAAGGUGACCUUUGAUGUGACUGAGUCUGACCUCAGCAGCACUCUGGACCCACCAGAUAGGACGGGAGGUCAUGCCACCGUCCCGGACAAAGUCCAGGAGUUAGCAGAGUCCCUGCAGCAGAUCUCAGGCCAGCUCAACACCGUCCUGAGUGCGUUGGGUUCACUGGCACAGAGGCAGAGCGCCGCGCCCUACGCCGCCUUCCCGCUGCCUCAACAUCACUCCUCCCCAACCUCCACCUCUGCCUCCGCCAUGCACCAGAUGCACACCCUGAGCUCCGGCUCCUCAGCUCCGCCUCCCCCGGUGAGGCUCUCGGAGCCGUCCUGGAACUGGGCGCCCCAAGGCAGCUUCCCGGCCCCCCCUCUCUUCAGUACCCCCAUCAGCAAAGGGCUGAGGGCCUCCGAGGACCUCAUCAACAGCCGAUGGAGCCAGAUAUUCCCCAGAGCAGCCAUGGACCCAAUCGCCUCCAGCACCAUGGGGCCUACCUCUGCAUACUCCUCAUACACUCCUGCUAGUGAACACGGCCGUGGCCUGAGGUCCGUGCAGACGUCAGUGGAGGUGGACGGCCAGAGGCUGCAGGGGCUGAUAGACGGCAACAAGAGGUGGCUCGAGAUGCGCAAGAAAGACACCAGCAUACCUCUGUUCACGCGCUACCGCGCUCCGUCGACCAAGAGCGGCCUGGUGCAGCUGGGCCUGGACGACGACAACCAGAUCAGAGUCUAUCAUUACUGAGGACGCGACACACACACACACACACACACACAGGGUCAGUCCUGUCGCACCGUGACUCACUCCUUCCAGAAAACACUCGGCGGUGCAAAGGUUCUCAGGGAAAGUCCGACUUCGAUACCGUAAUUCAGGGAGCAACACGUCACGGAGGGCUGAGGACUCUGCAGGGGUGUGUGUGUGUGUGUGUGUGUGUGUGUGUGUGUGUGUGUGUG